AGAUGUCGAAGUUGUCCUCCUAUGACCUAAAUCGGGAAAAUAAUGUCGAUUCGGUUUCUUCGGUUUUCAUCAUGUCGUGUCCGUGUCCGGUCUUCAUCAACAUAUCGGGUUGAUCGUCGGUUCACUCGCCCACUUAAUUACACGCUCCUCGAUUAUGAUUUCGUGUUAGUCUUAGUUGUUGAGGACCCAAGCCCAAGUACUUAAUCUAAAACAGUAAUGUUCUAGUUCUUAGUACUCUUAGCACUAGACCAAGUAUGAUCCUGUAGUUCUUGUUCCCACAGUUGUUUUUUAAAACACGACAUUGAUCACGCUGUUCAUCUACUAAUCUCUAUCAUCUUCACCACGUCAAAAUGAGUUUUGGCAGAGCUUCUCGGGACGUCUAUCAUAUGACCGGCUCAGACAAUCCCGGAGCAGCCGAUUACAUCAAACCGACGAUGGCUUGGUCCAAAUCGUUGAAGACAAGGUAAUUCUUUGUGAUGUGUAAACUGUGAUGAUGAAGACCAUCUUCGUCAUGUUCUUGAUAUUUAUAAUUUGUUUUGACGAUAGUGUAGUCAUCUUUUACACCCCUGAAGUGGGUACAUUCAUUCAUUCAUUCAUUCAUUCAUUCAUUCCCUCAUUCAAAGUAAUCAAGUAAUCAAGUAUUACAACAUCUAGAUCUACAUUGAGAUCAUCAGAUCUUCAAAGGAACAACAACAGCAACAACGCCAACAUGUCUCACCUCUCCACCUUCACACUCAGAUCUAGUGGAAGUCGAAAGUCCUUGCCUUUGCCGAAAGCCCCUCUAAAACAAGAUCCUAGACACCAUAGGAAAUCAGAGCUCACUGCAGCAGCUUUAGCAAAAUAUGGAUUUUUCGAUGUUUUUUGUUUCUUUUUUCAUCUUUCUACAUACUUUAACGAUCGAUGCAUGCGAUCGUCCUGGUUCAUAGUUACUCCCAUAGAUGUUUAAAUAAUGGGUCAUCCUGGCACUCACUGUCCCACGAAGAAGUCACUUCUUUUUGGUGGAACAAUUUCUCUAAAUUGAAAGCGGGAUUGAUUAUCAUAAAGUGCCAGGAUGGUCUCCUGUCUCUAGAAUAUUGGAAGAAAAAAAGAAAUAACUCGACCUUUCUUCAUAGAAUACACGUGAAGGCAUUGGGCUUACCUCCUGCGAGUAUCACAGAACACGUAAUACCAGGGCUAGUACCAGACGAGCAGAAGAAGACGAUCUAUCAAAUACUCACGGAAGACAACGAAUCUUUCAAAGGUAAUAAACUAGGCUAUGCAUGAUAUGUUGAAGAAUUUUGCUGUAUUUUUAUCUUCUGGUGGUCGUGGGUUGCAUGCAGCACCUCCAGGAACCCUGAGGAACUUUACAUUUACCUUCUCUAGCUUGAAGAGCCACUUUCAAUCAAUCUCUACAACCAUUUUACUUUUUUAUCACCAAACAACUUUUACUAGACCACCUGCUACUUCUACAACUAAAACUACAUCCAGAGCUCCCGCUUCUGCCGAUGGACGUGAUAAAUAAACCCUUGAGGGCGGAAGAGGAGUUGCCGUCCAAGCCAACAGCGUUCUACGAUCAGAGAAAAUUUCAACACGAGAGUAACUAUGCUGCAUCCAUUCGAGCGGAGCAGAAGCGAGCUGCAGACGGGGGCAAUCUUAAUUACCUAUUUGGUAAGUAGGACGGAUACUUAAUUUCCUACUAGAAGCGGACUUCUCGGAGGUUGGUCGUAAGUAGAAAAGGACUUAUCGGAGAUUGGUAAUGAUGUAGUAAAAGAAGAAGAUCUAGAUGGUGGACGUAGUUCUACAACUAGCACUGCGUAGUUGUCAUCGAAUUGUAAUUUUUGGCAGACUUCUCGACAUCUACUUCUAACUUGUUGUACUACUUCUCUUGAGGACUAUUGAACAGAGUUUUUUGUAAUGAUUUCAUCGCAUGAAGAACUUGCUAUUUAUUUGCUGUUUCUCACUUAUACUUACAUUUACAUUCUUCAAGAAUGAAUGUUGUUAUAAUACUUGACGUCAUACUGCCCGGACGAUUUGCCCCAACUCUAUUGCUGAGAAACAACCACUUCUAGCAAGGACUUUUGAGUCUUGAUGAUACUUCUGUAGUUCUUGUAUUGCUGAACUAGUUUUUCUAGAUGAUCCUGCCAAACCAAAAACGAACAACAAGACCCAUUCAAGUGCUUUGCUGCGUUCGAAUUUUGCUGUACCCUUUUUCUGAUUCUUCGUUCUCGUAGAGCGAUAUCGGCGCAUAUGAUGCAACAGCAUGCCAAAAAGUAAAAGAAGAAGUAAAG
This is a messenger RNA of Amoebophrya sp. A25, 2267 nucleotides long. The record is from the annotation of a GenBank genome assembly. NCBI's taxonomy places the organism in Eukaryota, Dinophyceae, Syndiniales, Amoebophryaceae.